AGCUCUCACUUCUAUCUAGCUACGAGUUUUUGUCUACUUUUCAGAAGCAACUCAGUCUUGUUUUCAAGUCAUCGCACCGUUGUGCUAACUGUGUAAAACAACUAGGUACGUACCUAAUUUGUGUUUUUGUGUAGGGUUCAUAUUUGAGUAUAGUAACUAAAAAGCUGCUACGCCCACGCCCGAGUUUGAGUAAAGUAAAAUCAGAAUUGUCACUUAGGACAUAUAAACCUUUUGAAGAAUUUCCCCCAUUGUCUCUGAGAAGCUUUGUACCCCAAGAUGGCGACAGGUGGUCACAAGGAGAUGUCUCCGCGGAGCGCAUACUUCAUGCAGCUGCGCCGCGCGAGUCAAACAUUCGAAUCGGGAGGUGAAGUUGGCCAAGCCAGCAUCAUCUUGACGAAAGACAUGUCCCAAUUGGCGCACUUCCCGACCGGGGAAGAGGCUCAGGUAGGGGACGCUAUUUUCACUUCUUUCAAAAUUUGCCCUGCACUUUCUGGCAUUGACGUACUUACUCGCCCGGCUAAGUUUUUGUUGCUGCUAGCGCAAUCACAAGGACAACUGAACCACCUACACAGGAUAGCGUCAUGCGCAAGUCGAAAAUCGUUUGUACCAUGGGCCCGAAAUGCUGGGACGCUGCAACUUUGGUGAAGCUGAUUGACGCUGGUAUGAACAUCGCACGCCUGAACUUCAGUCAUGGGGAUCACAAGGUAUAUAGACUUGGUACUAGACACAUGUCUACUUCAAAUUUGUUUCAUUUCCGACACCUGACACGAUGAUAAAUAGGCUUGACCAGCAGCGCCAAAUCGCUUUUUCUACUUCGCGAACAGACCCACAGCGACACCGUCGCGCGCAUUCGGGAAGCAAACAAGGCCCGGCCAGAGAAGUACGUGGCAGUUAUGCUGGAUACCAAGGGCCCGGAAAUCCGCACCGGCUUCCUGAAGGACAAGAACGGCGUGCAGCUUGUCGCCGGAAACUCUAUCGUGCUCGACACAAGCGAGGAUUAUGAUUCCUAUCUCGGGGACGAAACGAAGAUAUGCGUCACGUAUAAGGCCUUGACAACGUCCGUAAAGCCGGGCAACAUCAUCCUCUGUGCGGACGGAGUGAUCAACCUCAAGGUUGAGCAAAUCCUCCCCAAUGGAGUCUCGGUAAGAUGUUUUUCAAGAUGUUCCGUUAGUUGGCCUCGUCAAUGUAUGGUGGUGCCUACAGAUGUAGUCUUGAUUGAUAUGCCGUUGUCUGAUAGAUUGCAUAGCUGUCCCAUUCAUCGCAUGGAAAAAUGAAAAACUAUCAAAACAGUGCACCAUCCUGAACAACGCCAAACUUGGGGAGCGGAAGAACGUAAACCUUCCCGGUGUGUACGUCGAUCUCCCGGUCCUGCAGGAAAAGGACAGAGAAGACAUCCUGAAAUUCGGAAUCCCGCACGGAAUCGAUUUCGUCGCUGCCAGGUACGAUAUGCUUGAUCGAACAAACUCGCUUGUCGUGGUCGAGUUGAAAUUGCAGAUUUUAUCUAUAAAAAUUCUGUAAAAUACAAAAAAUACGAAAACAGUUUCGUCCAGAACGCGGCCGACGUGAAGAUGAUCCGCGAGACGCUUGGCCUCCGCGGUCGCGGCGUGAAAAUUAUUUCCAAAAUCGAAAACGAGGAGGGUCUGAAGAACUUCGACGAGAUCCUCACCGUCACCGAUGCCGUGAUGGUGGCGCGGGGCGAUCUUGGUAUGGAGAUCCCGCCGGAGAAGGUGUUCCUGGCACAGAAGAUGAUGAUUGCGAAGUGCAAUCUGGCGGGGAAGCCGGUCAUCACUGCCACGCAGAUGAUGGAAUCCUGCAUCGCCAACCCGCGACCAACCCGGGCGGAGGCCAGUGACGUCGCCAACGCCGUGUUAGACGGAACCGAUUGCGUCAUGUUGUCCGGAGAAACCGCGAAUGGCGCUUUCCCCUCCGAAACCGUGCAGACCAUGCGGAGAAUCUGCGAGGAGGCUGAGAAAGUCAUCGACUACGGAUCGCUCUUCAUGGGACUGCGCAAAGGCGUUAUGGAGCGUACAAAGAUUGAUGUGAUUUCUUUCUGAUUUUUGUGCUGGAAGACUGGCUUGUGUUUAAAAUGCUGCAUUUCUUUGAGGGUCGCAAAACACUGCGGCUAAGUCGUUCGCGAAGCCCCUGAGUGCUUCGCUUAAGUGCUUCGCUUAAGUGCUUCGCUUAAGUGCUUCGCUUAAGUGCUUCGCUUAAGUGCUUCGCUUAAGUGCUUCGCUUAAGUGCUUCGCUUAAGUGCUUCGCUUAAGUGCUUCGCUUAAGUAGUGCUUCGCCUAAGUAGUGCUUCGCUUAAGUAGUGCUUCCCUUAAGUAGUGCUUCGCUUAGGUAGCGCCUCGCUUAAGUAGUGCCUCGCUUAGGUAGUGCCUCGCUUAGGUAGUGCCUCGCUUAUGUGCUUCGGUUAUGUUGUAGUUCUGCGCUGCUGCCUCGCUUAUGUGCUUCGCUUAUGUAGUUCUGCGCUGCUUAAGUAGGCUUGGCUUCGCUGAGGUAGUGCGUCGCUUAAGUAGUGCCUCGCUUAAGUAGUGCCUCGCUUAAGUAGUGCUUUGCCUAAGUAGUGCUUCUCGCUUAAGUGCCUCGCUUAAGUGCCUCGCUUAAGUGCUUCGCUUAAGUGCUUCGCUUAAGUGCUUCGCGCGUAAGUGCUUCGCUUUUAAGUGCUUCGCUUUUAAGUGCUUCGCUUUUAAGUGCUUCGCCUAAGUGGAGUCUCCCUUCAGUAGUGCCGCGCUUAAGUAGUGCGGCAGCGGCUUUUAAGUAGUUCCCAAGUAGUGCAGCUUCAAGUAGUUCCUAAGUAGUGCGGCUUUAAGUAGUUCCUAAGUAGUGCGGCUUUAAGUAGUUCCUAAGUGGUGCGGCUGUUAAGUAGUUCCUUAUGCGUUUCGCUUAUGCGUUUCGCUUAUGCGUUUCGCAGAAGCAAAUGCUUCGCCUGACUGCUAGCUUGGCUAUGUCAAACAAAAAACUAAAACUACAGACUCCAACAACAUGGAUACCGUUGAGGCAGUUUGCUGCUCUGCCGUGCGAACAGCCAUCGACAUGUAUCAACUGCAAAAGUGUCUGGGUCUGGAAAGAUUCGAAUUUGUGAUGCCAAGUCUACAUCAUGAUAAAAUCUGUCAUGCAUGGCUAGCAAAAAGCCUCAUUUUUUGUUUCGGAGAGAGAGGAUUUGUCAUGCGGAUUAGGCAUUGGGAUAAGUGCUCAAAAUCUGUGAUGCUAGAGCUCGCAUGCCAGACGAUCUGGGUCAGGCAAAAACUGCAUGACAGAUCUCGCAUUCUUCCAGACCCAGACAUUUUUGCAAUCCAUAACAUGAACUCACCGCUGAUUUUGGCGCUUACCGAGACUGGGCAGACCGCACGGAUGGUUGCGAAGUACCGACCCCCGCAGGUAAAGAGGAUAUGGAUUUGCAUCAUUACUUCAUGUUAAGUUACAGUUUGCGUUGCAGCGCACGUAAAGUCACGCAGGCUGGUCAUCAAGGAAGAUCUGCAAAUGUCCAACAUUCUGAAUCAAACAGCCCAUCAUCGCUGUCACCGCUUCGGAAACCACCGCGAGGCAGCUGCAGUGCGUGCGCGGCGUGAUCGUCAUGUUGACGGCCUCUUUCCAGGGGACAGAGUCGGUUUUGCGCAAGGCCUUGGACAAGGCAAAGGAGCUGGACAUCGUGAAUAAGGGCGACAGCAUCGUCGCUGUGCACGGGCAGAAGGAAGAGUGUGCGGGCCAGAGCAACUUGAUGAAGGUCUUGCCAGUGCCGUAAAUAGUUACUAACGCAGCAAAUAGUAUUGUGCUGUGUGAAGGUCGUUGGCGGCGGGAGAAAGAAGAAAACCAUCAAACUGUUCCUCUUAUAUCCGAGGGUCUCUUGCCGUAGAUACAUGCCGUAAACUGUGCAUUUGCAAGAGCCUUCACCAGGGAGUCACUGACCAGAGGAGUGCAGUAUGCGCUCCAGUUUCAAUCAUAGCUUUUCCAACUCUUGAAAGAGGAUAGUUUGCAACGCCAAAUUUUCCCGGUGCGAAGAGGACAUCGCAAGACAACGGCUAGAGAUGAUUUUCCCCCGUCAAUUAUCGCAAUGUCAAAGAACAAAUCGUCAGAACCCAAAAAGAUCUUAUCGUGUAAACAUCGCAACAAGGUGGUUAGAAUUGGUUUAUCGUCAUGACGUGUAUGGAGCAUAAAAAUGUCUUUUCAAUCGUAGAAGCACAAGAAGCGCUACCCCAUGAGUACUUGAACCUUCAUAUACCCGGAGUGCUCACGACCCGAGCACAGACCUCCAAAUGUACUGUAUCGCAGUGAAUAACCAAAAGGAGUAGAGAACAAGUAGAAAAGAAAACAGCACGACGCAGCAGGAAAAGCGACAUCUAUACAAGCGCAAUCUGGUCCAACUAGCAGCCGUGUUCGUCUUGCUGCCGAUU
Messenger RNA from Amoebophrya sp. A120, 4394 nucleotides. The record is from the annotation of a GenBank genome assembly. Lineage: Eukaryota; Dinophyceae; Syndiniales; Amoebophryaceae.